AUGCCGUACCGACCGGCUCCUCAACAAUGGCAACAACAAUAUCCGAUGCACAUGGCCAUGGGAAGGGGCUAUCCACAAUAUCCUCCGAUGAAUCCUUACGCCCAGCCCCAGCAUUAUCCAGUCAUGAGACCAUCACCCCAUCAACAUCCCUCAUCUUCCUCUGUUCAUUCAGGCCAAGGCCUACUCUCACCCUCUCCAGCCAAUACUUCGCCGUACACCCCUAUGAUUCCACCACCACAAGCUCCCAGCCCUCAAAGAAUCGCUCCAGCGCCUCCUCCUGCGCCUAGGGCACCUUCUCCGGUACCUACUCGGACGACCUUCUACCCUCCACUUCCUUGGCAGUCUUUUGAGGGCGAUUUUGCAGCCCAAAAAUCGAGACGAAGAAGAAUAUUUGACGCUCAAUCAGACAACAUACCUGUCGUGCUACCACCACGACCAGAUGCCAGUGAGCUGUCCAUGCAGGUCGAGCCAGACCCUCCCACCAAGACCGAAGCUCCUAUUCCUGAAAGACUACCUUCCGCAGGGCCGCCAAGCCUUGAAACACCCCCGACAUCUCGACCACCUUCUGAGAUAGUGUCGACACAACCUACAACUCCCUCGUCCGUCGCACCUCCUCGUCAAAUUACACCCAAAGCUUCCUCUACUGCGCCAUCAGCGGUACCUGCAGUCUCUAUUCGACCAGCAGUGCCGAAUAUUCCUCUUCCAGCUCGUGCGUCAAAACAACCUAGUGGAAGCGUGGUAUCCGAGACCACAAAACCUUCAGAACUAUACGUCGACAACACGGGCUUGACACAAGACUCUACUACAGUACCUGAAGAAGCCAAGCCGGCGCCGGCCAAAGUUGCUCCCAAAUCAUGGGCCGAUCUCGUCAGGACCAAGGCUGCCCCUGCGUCUAGUCCCGCAAGCUCAGCAGCCGCUACAUCGAAUGGAAAUGCCCACAAGAAUGAAUUAUUUGAUUCGAAGACGAGUUUUCUUGUAGACGUGCUAAAAUCCUAUAAUGUCAAAGAAGGUACCGACAAGAUAUCCUUCCUGGAACCUCGUGGUCUCGUCAAUACUGGCAACACGUGCUUUAUGAAUUCUGUUCUGCAAAUCCUUUUGUUUUGUGUCCCAUUCUAUGCGUUUUUGGAAAAAGUUGGCAAGCAAGCAGUACAUAGCUUCAAGAGUGAUACCCCAAUGAUGGAUGCUAUGAUAAUGUUCAUGCGAGAAUUCAAAAUCAUUGAUGCGACUGUAUCUGUUGAGCAGCUUCGCAUGCGUCUGAAGGACAAAGAGCUUGAGCAGUACGGAGAAUCCUUCGUUCCUGAAUUUGUCUAUGCUGUGAUCAGGCAUGUACCACGCUUUGCCUCUAUGCGCCGCGGUCAACAGCAAGAUGCUGAGGAAUUCCUUGGCUUUUUACUUGAGGAGCUGCAUCUUGAAUGUAGCCGAGUUUUGAAUUCAGGCGGACCAAAAUCUGCAACCGGCGCUUCAUCUCCCAGCGAAGGUGUAAAGUCGCCACAAAGUUCAAGUAGCGGAAUAGCAGUAGUCGACGAAGGCAUGUGGUUAGAAGUCGGCCCAAAGCAGCGAGCCGCAAUCACACGUUCAUCUGGCGCCAUUACGACCGAGUCCCCAGUCACGAAGAUUUUCGGGGGCAACCUCCGAUCAGAAUUGCGUAUUCCCGGGAAGAAGAACUCCGUAACUCUCGAGCCAUAUCAACCUUUACAGCUUGAUAUUGGUGCGCCGCAAGUGAACAACAUCGUUGAUGCUUUGAAGAAUCUCACCAAGCCGGAAACAUUGCACGGUGAUUUCGAAUCCCCGCGCGGACCCGGUUCCACUGCAACUAAACAGGUCACCAUCGAAACGCUUCCAGAGGUCUUGAUACUUCACCUCAAGCGCUUCCAGUACGACAACACGGGUGGGGCACAAAAGAUUUGGAAGAAAAUAGGCUACCCCCUUGACCUAGAAAUUCCCAAAGAAGUCUUCCCCCAGCAUAAACGCGGUGGACUUGUAGCUCAUGGAGGUCUUCCCAAAUAUCGUCUUGUUGGUGUCGUCUACCAUCACGGCAAAAAUGCAGGCCUUGGUCAUUACACCGUGGACGUACGACGACAAGAUGGCCGCGAAUGGAUUCGUAUCGAUGACACGGUGAUUAAGCGGAUUCGCAGUGACGACGUGGCAGCAGGUGGCAGCGAAGAGGACCCAAAGCUUCUGGCGAAAGCACUCGAACAACAUAAGAAUGACCAAACCACAAAUAAAGGUGGCAGCGUCUACGACCAAUUUACUGUAGACGAGGACGAGGAUCAGCCGAAGACCGAGAAGCCUUGGAGUCAUGUCCAUGAGAAUCUCAAUGACGUAUCAGCAGGCAAGAAGCGAUCAGCUGCAGUCAAUGGUAACCUCACGCCGAAGGCCUCUAGCUCAGGAAAAGCGACGCCAGUUGGCAGGCAUACUUCGGUCAAGGACAACAAAGUCGCCUAUAUCUUAUUCUACCAGAGACUAUGA
Bacidia gigantensis is the source of this 2469-nucleotide messenger RNA. RefSeq lists its product as uncharacterized. The transcript has 4 exons. Gene Ontology annotation, cellular component: nucleus; cytosol. The coding region runs from base 1 to 2469 and encodes 822 amino acids. Lineage: Eukaryota; Fungi; Ascomycota; Lecanoromycetes; Lecanorales; Ramalinaceae. Gene Ontology annotation, biological process: protein deubiquitination. Gene Ontology annotation, molecular function: cysteine-type deubiquitinase activity; cysteine-type endopeptidase activity. The record is from RefSeq and is a predicted model, not a curated record.